Puccinia graminis f. sp. tritici CRL 75-36-700-3 is the source of this 734-nucleotide messenger RNA. RefSeq lists its product as uncharacterized. Lineage: Eukaryota; Fungi; Basidiomycota; Pucciniomycetes; Pucciniales; Pucciniaceae. The transcript has 5 exons. The coding region runs from base 83 to 688 and encodes 201 amino acids. The record is from RefSeq and is a predicted model, not a curated record.
CGGAGAAAUUUUUGUCUUUGUUGAUAGUAAAACACUCGCACAUAUUCCUCAAGUUGUAUCAUUGUGCAUCUAUCCAUACCCAAUGUUUAUCACCAAGUCAUCCGUCUGCGCAAGUUUCCUUUCCUUCACUGUUUUGACGCUAGUAAGGGCGACCCCUUUCCCAAGUGACACAUCAGGUAUCCCUUCCAACGGUCCGUUUCUUGCAACUCGUGGACUAAGCUCUGCGCUCAUCAGCGGCAGCUCCUAUGGGCCGCUUCACAAGAGAGAAUCGCACGUUAGACGAGCACUGCCCGCGAACAUGGGCAAGGAGAUUCAGAACCUCAAGAACAAUAUGACAGAUCAGUCAAACAGAUUAUCAGUUCUUCAUAAUAUGGCAUUGCCCAAGAGCUUGAAGAAAUCCCAAGCCAAGGAUGUUAAUCAGAAAAUUGAAGACAUCUUGACUAUCGGUAACUACAUGAAGGAUUUUUGUAAAGCAAUUGUUGCUGCAUUUCCAAAUAAUGUUGAAGCCAAUAAUGCUAUGAAUGAUAUUGAGAACAAGGGAAAAACUUUUGGCCGAGCUCUCACUGACUCAAAACGACCGGUUGGAGGGGAUGGGAGGCAAUUGCCAGGUAACAUUGAGAUUGCUCAAGCUGCUCUGGUUCCUGUUCAAAAUGCACGCAACAUCUUGAUAAGGAUUGCUUCUCAAUGAAAGGAUCAGUCUGUUCAAACCAAAUUCUCAAUUUGUAAAAAAAUUC